UAUGCAGCAGAACAAGAUCAGAUGGCAGAUAUACUAAGAAAGUGAGAGACACGUGGAAGAGGAGAGACUGUCGGCCACCGCUGCUGAGAGGAUAAACUGUGACGAGUCGAAUUGUUGAUUGGACCGGACCAGCAGGCCAUGAAUUCAUUUAAUUAGUCCGCUGUUCUAUUUUGAGAUAAAAAAAAUUAUAAUUUCAGAGCUUGGCUGAAGUAUUUCUGUAAUUUAUUUAUUUUUUAUUUUUUGUCUGUUUCUGGACCCCUGGACAUCAAGCAGAGAAGGACAGACUGGGACCCUCUCCAGCUCUGGUGGAGAAAUAGAUUGUUUUAAAUCAGGCAGAAACAUGAAGAUAUUAACUGAUUACUUGCUUUGCUUUCUCGGGAUGAUAGAGUGGUUUUACCCUUAACAGAAGAGAAGAAGAGAAAGGAGCUUGAAGAAAGUCAUGCAGCAAUUUGGCUAGUGAAAAACAAAAACCUGGAAGCUUUGGAACAGAAGGAAAAAUAAAGAUCUGCUUUUAUCAAGAACACAUGAACAAAAGACGUUGACGACUGAUACCAAGUUGUGACCAAACAGAGCUGUGCACCUCUGUGAGAGGGCUCAGCUGUGCAUGAGCCAGGCUUGUUGCGUGAAGCCCCCCUGGCUGCGUUUCACUGCGGCAUGAGCGUAGGAAGGGCCCACCACCACCACAGCUUUCUGUCCUCUGAAGAAGAAGGACUCAGACUCAGCACCAUGCCGGCCGUGGGCAGCUUUGGCAAUGGCAAGAUCCACACAAGACGCAAAGGCCACAGCCGGUUUGUCAACAAGACCGGCCAGUGCAACAUCCACUUCUCAAACAUGGACGAGAAAUCCCAGAGAUAUAUGUCAGACAUUUUCACUACUUGCGUGGACAUCCGCUGGCGGUACAUGUUCCUGCUGUUCAGCCUGGUGUUUGUGGUGUCCUGGCUGACGUUCGGCUUGGCCUUCUGGGUCAUCGGCCUCCUGCAUGGUGACAUGGAGAACAACAGAGAGGAUUUUGUUCCCUGUGUCAAGCAGGUAAACAACUUUGUGACGGCCUUUUUGUUCUCCAUUGAGACCCAGACGACGAUCGGUUACGGAGCUCGCUACGUGACGGAGGAAUGCCCAGCGGCUGUCUUCAUGGUGGUCUUUCAGUCCAUCAUGGGCUGCAUCAUCGACGCCUUCAUGAUUGGCGCCAUCAUGGCCAAGAUGGCGCGGCCAAAGAAGCGUGCAGAGACUCUGCUGUUCAGCCACAAUGCGGUGAUCGCCAUGAGGGAUGGGAAGCUGUGCUUCAUGGUCAGGGUUGCCAACCUGAGGAAGAGCCACAUUGUAGAGGCUCAUGUUCGGGCUCAGAUGGUGAAGCCCCGCUACACAGAGGAGGGCGAGUACAUCCCCCUGGAUCAAAUCGACAUGAACGUUGGCUAUGAUAAAGGCACCGACCGCCUGUUUUUGGUCGCUCCCCUCACCGUCAUCCAUGAGAUCGACGAAGAGAGUCCCCUGUUUGGCAUCAGCAAGCAAGACCUGGAAAUGUCCGACUUUGAGAUUGUGAUCAUCCUGGAAGGACUGGUGGAGGCAACGGCCAUGACGACGCAAGCGCGAAGCUCUUACCUGCCGUCUGAGAUCCUGUGGGGCCACCGCUUCGAGCCCGUCAUCUUCGAGGAGAGGAGCCAGUACAGGAUCGACUAUGCCUACUUUCACAAAACCUUUGAGGUGCCGUCCACGCCCAGGUGCAGUGCCAAAGACAUGGAGGAGAGGAAAUUCCCAACGUCUGGCGCCAACUCCUUCUGCUACGAGAACGAGCUGGCCUUCAUAAGCAGAGAUGAGGAUGUGGAUGGAGACACUGAGACGGAAAAAGACAAAAGUUGUCCGUCGGAGCUAACCCCGACUGACCGCAUUCAACCAUCUUCUCGAAGAGAAUCUGCACUUUAACCUUUGUCUGCUGACAGAAGGGCUGUCAUGGCUGAAGUGGGUCGGCUUGUGAAUGUCAUUCUGCAGACACUGGGACACCCAUGAGGACAUCUUCGUUACAAUUUGAAGACCAGUGGUACGCCAUGCCUGCCACACAAGGAAUAAAUUCAAAAUGUCACAGGAUGCACAACUUUUUCUUCCUUUUGAGAUGGUUCAUGAGCUUUAUUAGAUGCAAACUAAUUGAAAACUGUCCUACUGACGAGGAUCUUAAAUCUGAAGUGCAUGAAAUCA
Molecule: messenger RNA, 2190 nt
Organism: Xiphophorus maculatus (southern platyfish)
Lineage: Eukaryota; Metazoa; Chordata; Actinopteri; Cyprinodontiformes; Poeciliidae
Gene: kcnj12b
Product: ATP-sensitive inward rectifier potassium channel 12-like
Exons: 2
Coding region: 655-1920 (421 amino acids)
Biological process (GO): potassium ion import across plasma membrane; regulation of monoatomic ion transmembrane transport
Cellular component (GO): plasma membrane
Molecular function (GO): inward rectifier potassium channel activity
Source: RefSeq, a predicted model, not a curated record